Fonsecaea multimorphosa CBS 102226 is the source of this 3744-nucleotide messenger RNA. RefSeq lists its product as uncharacterized. Bases 1 to 3744 code for a protein of 1247 amino acids. Lineage: Eukaryota; Fungi; Ascomycota; Eurotiomycetes; Chaetothyriales; Herpotrichiellaceae. The record is from RefSeq and is a predicted model, not a curated record. The transcript has a single exon.
AUGGCUGAACAAACUGCCUCCGAGGCGGCCACGAAAGUCCCGGCGAACAGUGCAGAUGAGGUAGAUCUCACCAGCAUCCUAGAUCCGGGCCAACGCGCAGAUCUAACACUACUCAUUGCCAACAUCACCGAGUCAAUGCGCAAAGUGGUUGUCGAUAACUUCAGCUCCACGGCAGGACUGGACAAGACCCUUCUCCGGGAAGGCAUGACCGACGAGGAGAAGAUGAUGGCGGUGGACCCAGCAAAAGUCGAUGUCUCUGCCUACGACCGCGAACGGAAAAUGAAGGCGGAAAUCGACAAGGAUCUGGCAACGUUGAAGAUGAAGAACCUCAAGAAGAAUUCCCUAAAGGCCUAUGACGAAUGGCGCGAGCAAGUCAUCGAGCGGGUGGGUCAAGUCGUCAAUAGUAAAAGCACUGCUCAAGAACAAGUCCGGAAGGGUGCCAAUGCUUCCUUGUCGAAGCCUCAAGCGCCAAUAAGCACUGCCAAAGUCAUGGAGGCUGGGUCCAGGGUUGUCAACCUGAAAUUUAAAGACCUGUUCCCACCCACAAGGACUCCCUUGACGAAACUGCCCAUGGACAAGCGAACGCUGGUCCUUCAUUCUCUGCUGUUGCUGCUUCUGUCCUUGGAGCACUACAAUGCCUAUUCUCGCAUUUUGCUGCUCAACUUGACGUCCUCGCUGAAGCUGCCGCUGAAGACCUUUGAGCAGGACGAGUACGCAACUGCCAAAGGUCUGCUUGAAGCGGCUAAAGAGCUGACCGCCGACGAGGAGAAGAUGAAGAAGAUCAAGGAGAAUGAAGAGACUCGAAAGUGGAGAGUUCGCUAUGCAACAGCGGCCGGAGCUGCGAUCCUCGGUGUCACUGGUGGCAUGGCAGCCCCGCUUGUCGCUGCAGGUGUUGGCUCUGUCAUGGGCGGACUCGGACUUGGUGCUACAUCUGCGGCGGCAUAUCUGGGCACUGUGGCAGGAAGCUCUGUCCUGGUUGGUGGAUUGUUUGGUGCAUAUGGUGGACGGAUGACGGGCCAAAUGAUGGACUCGUAUGCGCGUCAAGUCGAAGACUUCCAGUUCCUGCCCGUCCAUGGCAGCAGUGACAAGAAGACUAGCGAAGACGAGGCCCAAGGUGCACAAGAGGCGAGCGAACAUGACCACAAACUUCGCGUCACCCUUGGCAUCUCGGGUUGGUUGACCGAGAAAGAGGAGGUGGUCAAGCCGUGGCGCUCCCUUGGUACAGGCGCCGAAGUGUUUGCACUGAAGUACGAACUGGAGGCCUUACUGAACUUGGGAAACGCAAUGAACGGCAUGGUCCAGUCGGCGGCCUGGGGAUAUGCGCAGAAAGAAAUCAUAUCACGGACCAUCUUCGCAGAACUUGCUGCGGCGAUGUGGCCGAUGGCUUUGAUGAAGGUCGCAAGAGUCAUUGACAAUCCCUUCAGUGUUGCGAAAAGUCGUGCCGACAAGGCCGGUGAGGUCCUGGCCGAUGCCUUGGUCAACCGCGCCCAAGGUGAGCGGCCGGUCACCCUCAUCGGAUACUCGCUUGGGGCUCGCGUCAUCUACACGUGUCUCAUGAGCCUGGCGAAGAGAAAAGAGUUUGGAAUCAUUGAAAAUGCAGUCAUGAUUGGCUCGCCAACUCCCAGCGACACCAGCGACUGGAGAGUCCUCCGCAGUGUCGUCGCUGGACGACUCGUCAAUGUCUUUUCGGUCAACGACUACGUGCUUGGGUUCAUGUACCGCACGUCAGCCAUCCAGUAUGGCGUGGCCGGACUACAAAAGGUUGAGGGCCUGAGUUCGGUCGAAAACUUCGAUGUCUCGGAGGAUGUCAGCAGCCACCAGCGCUAUCGCUACCUGAUCGGCGCCAUUCUCAAGAAAAUCGGGUUUGAGGACAUUGACAUGGCGGCCGUCGAACGCGAAAGGCAAGAGCUGGUCGAGAUGGAAAAGGAAGAGGAGAGACAGUCUCGUGCUGCUCAGAGAAGAUGGCUGAUGAGGAGAGAGUCCCAUGGCGGCAAGGUGGACGAGGCCGCCGAGGGAGAAGAAGAAGCCGAGGAGUUGGAGAAGAAGGUCCAGGAGCAGACCAAGAAGAGCCUGGUGACUAGGGCGAUUGAGUAUUUCUACGUGCCGAGUGUGCCCAGUGCGAAAGAUGCGCAAAAGGUCGCGAGUAAUCUCAAAAAGGCUGGACAGGACCCCAGCCAGGCCGGCAAUGUCGCAGAUCAGACGGUCAAGGACGCACAAGCUUCCACUGAGAGCUAUGCUACCUACAUCUACAAACACCUGCCGAGUAUGCCACACAUCAACCGAUCCAGUCCCAGCGCUGUCCAGAGACCUGGUGAUGCCACCAACGCGAGCAAACUCACGGGCCAGGCAACCGAGAAAGCAGAGGGCGCAACAAGCCAAGGGCAAAGCUAUGUCCAGCAAGCCUCGCAAUAUCUCCCUUCCUUGCCCAGCAUGCCUUCCCUCUCCAGCGGCGGCAAAGGACAAUCCAAAGCAGCACCGAAAUCAGCGACUGAAAAGGCGACAGACACCGGAAACAAAGCAGCAGAGACGACUUCGGCUGCUGCCAAGCGCACAGCAGGCACGGUGUCCGACGUGGUCACGCCGACUGUCAAGAACGCGUUGAAUCCCAAGGACAACCCUGCAGCCAAGUCUACUAAACGUGAGCCGCCAAUCAUCCAUCAAGCCAAAGACCGCACGCCCGCUCCUGUCAAGGAUAAAACGGGCGAAGUAGCCGAAGCGACGGGCACGACCGUGCAGAAUACGACUCAGACCGUACAAAAGGGGUUGGACACGUCGACAGGGAAAGCCGGUGAUGCGGCCAAAGCGACCCAGGACGCUGGGAAAAGUGCAACGGAUGCUGCUCAGGGGGCAGCGAAGACCGGGCAGAGCUAUACCUCCCGCGCGGCGGCGUAUCUGCCUAGCAUGCCGAGCAUGGGAUUUGGGGGCGGCGGGAAGAAAGCAGCGCCACCGAAACUCGCGAAGAAACCGUCCGAGUCGAAGCAGAGCGUCACGACCAAGCCGCCAAAACUCGACAAGACGCCGUCAGGUGUCAAGUCGCCGCCACCCAGGCUGGACCGACUCCCCUCAGGUGCGAUCAAGUCGCCGCCACCGAAACUCGACCGGAUCCCCUCAGGAGUCAAGUCGCCGCCGCCAAAGCUAGACAGACUUCCAUCGGGUGUCAAGUCGCCGCCACCAAAGCUGGACAGGACCCCGUCGGGUGUCAAGUCUCCUCCACCAAAACUCGGUCCGCCGCAAUUUCAAUCGGGAGUUCCCACCCCGUCCACCUCGGUCCCAACACCGAGUCUCAUACGGCAGGUCAGCAGUGGUGGUGGCGGUGUGAGAUCGCCACCCCCCAAGCUGGGGCCGAGGAGGAGCUCAAGUCAACAGGUCCAAACUCCCGCGGUCCAAACUCCCGCGGUCCCAACUCCGGCGGCCAUCGGCGAGAGGCUGGCGAGUCUCCCCCAGGACGCCACGUCGGCGGCUAAGCGGGCUGGGAACGCGGCCACCGGUGCGGCGACGGGGUACGGAGGGGAGAAUGCUACGAAGGAUACAGAUAAGGAGAGGGAUAAGGGAGUCGAAGACACUUCAAGCGCGGCAGCCAUGCCUUCGCUCCCCGGAGCCAGUACUGCCAAGGGCAUGACCUCCUCCGCGACAGAAGCGGCCAGCAAGGCCAGCGAGGCCGGGAAGAGCGCGACAGGCAGCGCGCUGAGGACGGGCGGUGGUAUGGUCUCUGGCCUCGGGCGGACGGUUGGGUUCGGGAGAUAG